GGCUGAAAGGCUGUAUUGAAUGGUUGUUUGCGAUUGUAUUGUAUUAGCAUUUAAUAGCCAUUGAAUGCAUUGAAAGCAUUAUAGCAUUGAAUUGCGUCUAUUUGUCAAUACUUUUAAUUAUCAUUACAUUUGUCCCGCAAUUGUCGCCCAAACCAACGGUUGAAUCAAUUGUUGACCACUUUUGCCAUUGAAUGCGGAGUUGAGUGCAAUUGAAAGCAUUGAUUGGCGUUUGAAUGCGAUUUGCAUUGAAUUUAAUGUUAAAUGUAUUGAACAAUAGAAGGAAGCGAUGAAUCGCUCAUUAGUUUUGUCUAAUUGUAAACUAAUUAUCGGUUUAUUUGUAUUGAAUUGACUCUUGAAUUGUUUGAUUGACUGAUUCGGUGGUGAUUUGGUUGAAGUGAUUGAAAGUGUGGACAAUAAGUGAUUGAAAGGAUCGUUUCGAUGGCGUGUCUCAACUCAUUGAAGGCAGACAUCAAACGUCUGGAGAAGACAUUCCCCAAAACGCACGACAGGUUUCAAGUGAUGUCUGCGACCGUCGAUGAGAUCUCCUGUCGUUUCAUCUCUAAUAACGGAAAGAAAUACGAAAUUCACGCAAAUAUUACUGAAACAUAUCCAUCGGUACCUCCCGUUUGGUUCUCGGAGUCGGAAGAGCCGGUCGUCACAAAUGUGGUCCAAUCGUUGAGCAAUACUAAUGGCGCAGACAAUCACUUAUUAAGACAAAUACGGAUUUUAGUGGAAGAGAUGUGUCGUAUAAAUAACAUGCCAUUAAUACAAGACAUCGAAAAGUUGGACCAAAUUCGGUAUUGCGAUGGUUUGAACGGCCAGUCAUUCAUCUGCAAUGAGCUCAUAGACGACAAACACAUGUACCCAUCGUUUAAUCACAAUUCAGUGGAGCCGAUGAUCAGUGACGAUGAGGAGGACGACGACGAAGAGAUGGCCGACGAAGACCUGCACAUUGAGAUGGAAGACGAGAAUCAAAACCAGGAGAAGAACAAAGACGAAGGCCUGUCGACAGAACACACGGCAACACUGGAACGGUUGCGACAGAACCAAAGGGACGGCUACCUCAAGGGCUCGGUCUCGGGCUCAGUACAGGCCACCGAUCGGCUCAUGAAAGAGUUGAAAGAAGUCUAUCGAUCGGAAAGUUUCAAAAGAGGCGUUUUUACCGUCGAUUUAGUUAACGAUAGUCUCUACGAGUGGAACGUCAAGCUUCUGGUCGUGGAUCCCGACUCUCAACUGCACAAUGACUUACAAGUCCUCAAAGAGAAAGAGGGAAAGGACUUCAUUCUCCUCAAUGUCCUCUUCAAAGAAGCCUUUCCUUUCGAACCGCCAUUCGUUCGUGUCGUUCAUCCCUCCAUCACUGGGGGCUAUGUGUUGGGCGGCGGAGCCAUAUGUAUGGAACUGCUCACCAAACAGGGCUGGAGCAGCGCCUAUACGAUCGAAGCGAUUAUAUUACAAAUAUCGGCCACUCUUGUCAAAGGCAAAGCACGCAUUCAGUUCGGGGGCAAUAAAGGUCAGUACAGCUUAGCACGAGCUCAACAGUCCUUUAAAUCACUCGUUCAAAUCCAUGAAAAGAAUGGUUGGUUUACACCUCCCAAAGAAGAUGGUUAACUCAUCAUUUGGUCUUAAGAUUAUUUUUCUUGUAUAAUAGCAAUGUAUAUAACAAUUACUUAUUAAACAUAAAACAAACAACAAAACUGUGUUUCGAUAUAGCAUUAGAUGAAUGACCGAACGCCUCAUAUAUAUAAAUAUAUACCGAUCUAAUCGUCAAAACAAAUACCGUAUUGUAAAACAAGACAAAAAACAUAAGCAUAUAAAUUAUAAUAACAUACGAACAGAUUAUAUAAGAUAUAAAAUACAUGAUUUCAAUUGUAAUCGAGAAAUCAUUAUAUUUUGUUUCGUUUCCAAAUAUAUCUUUCUAUUUUCAGCAAAUUAUAUCUGAAACUUUAUAAUCACAACAAAUAUAACUCUUUCAUUAUAUAUACAUAUAUUUCCUCCAAAAAAAAACUUAUUUCCAAUUAUUUUUGAUUAUAAUGUAAUUAAUUAUCCAAUAUUUCAAACUCUAAUAGCAUUCCCAACAAAAUUUCAACUAUAAUUCAAAUUUUAUUUGGAAAUCUAUUUUCAAAACGAAGUAUAAAAUGAAGUUUGUUUUGUGUUUUCUGUGCCAC
Medioppia subpectinata is the source of this 2165-nucleotide messenger RNA. The record is from the annotation of a GenBank genome assembly. Lineage: Eukaryota; Metazoa; Arthropoda; Arachnida; Sarcoptiformes; Oppiidae.